Cannabis sativa is the source of this 1085-nucleotide messenger RNA. Its product is annotated as protein COFACTOR ASSEMBLY OF COMPLEX C SUBUNIT B CCB1, chloroplastic. The record is from RefSeq and is a predicted model, not a curated record. The coding region runs from base 102 to 917 and encodes 271 amino acids. NCBI's taxonomy places the organism in Eukaryota, Viridiplantae, Streptophyta, Magnoliopsida, Rosales, Cannabaceae. The transcript is spliced from 4 exons.
GGAUAAAAUAGAACAAUCACACAAAUGUGACUCUCUCUGAAAAUCUUAUCUCUUAUAAAUCUCAUCUCUCUCACUCCAUCGAUGUGGGACUAAAAAUAAUAAUGGAAGCUUCAACUCAACUCUUCUCAAAAACCUAUCCACACACCCAACUUCUCACUCUCCCCACCUCCUUCUCCGACCACCACAACCGCCGGAGAACACAUCCAUGGCUUCCCAUUACAACAAGGUCAAACCCCACCAAACUCAUCCUCCGUUCUUCUCUUCAAGAAACUCUCUCCAUUACUGCAAAUCUCGACCUUCAACAACAUUCUUCUUCUUCUUCUUCACUGUUUUUGGUUUCUGAAAGUGUUGUUGGUUACUCAUUGGCCAGUUAUUAUACUUCAUUGGGUCUCUUUGUUAUCUCUGUUCCAGGAUUAUGGUCACUCAUUAAACGCUCUGUCAAAUCAAAGAUAGUUAAGAAGACAUUUAUAGGAGAAGGAGAUGAAGCAAAGAAGGCACCUAACCAAGUGGCUGGGGAGAUUCUUUCAUUCUUUACUCGUAAUAAUUUUGCUGUUACCGAUAGAGGAGAAACCAUUACGUUUGAGGGUGUAAUGACACCAAGUAGAGGCCAAGCAGCUUUACUCACAUUUUGUACUUGCAUAAGCUUGGCUAGUGUUGCACUUGUUCUUACCAUAACAUAUCCAGAUGUGGGCAACAAUUGGUUUUGGCUCACCAUCUUAAGUCCAUUAGCAGGAGCAUACUAUUGGAAAAGAGCUACGAGGACGGAACAGAUCAAGGUGAAAAUGAUAGUCGGAGAAGAUGGGGAGUUGUCGGAGGUCAUCGUUCAAGGGGACGAUCAACAAGUUGACCAGUUGAGAAGAGAGCUUAAGCUUAGUGAGAAGGGUAUGGUGUAUGUCAAAGGCAUUUUUGAAAGAUGAUCAUUUUCACAAACACAAAAAUAUAUUAGAGAAUGAGAAUGAGGCUUAAAUUUUGGGAUAUUGUAUAUAUACUUUCAAAACUAGAGUACAUAGCAUAUGAGUAAACUACUAUUAAGAACUUGAUUGUAUUAUUCAAUUUUGAAUCAAAUUCAAACCUCUUCAAUCUUA